This is a messenger RNA of Lycium ferocissimum, 1680 nucleotides long. RefSeq lists its product as uncharacterized. The record is from RefSeq and is a predicted model, not a curated record. Bases 1 to 1680 code for a protein of 559 amino acids. NCBI's taxonomy places the organism in Eukaryota, Viridiplantae, Streptophyta, Magnoliopsida, Solanales, Solanaceae. The transcript has a single exon.
AUGCUCGAGGAAUUGACCAAACGAGUUGAAUCCGGUGAAAAGAAGAUAGAGGCGAACGAUAAGAAGGUGGAGAACUAUAAUUCGAGGGUCGAUCAAAUACCGGGGGCUCCGCCGGUGUUGAAGGGGCCGGAUUCAAAAAAGUUCGUUCAAAUGCCAUUCCCGCCAAGCGCGGCGCCGAUGAAAAUCCCCAAAAGGUUUCGCAUGCCCGAUAUCCCGAAGUACAACGGGACAACAGACCCGAAUGAGCAUGUAACUGCAUAUACAUACGCUAUCAAGGGCAACGAUCUCGCCGAUGAUGAACGGGAAUCGGUGCUACUUAAGAAAUUCGGAGAAACCCUGUCGAAGGGAGCUAUGAUUUGGUAUCAUAACUUGCCCGAGCACUCGAUUGAUUCAUUUGCCAUGCUUGCUGAUGCUUUCGUUAAGGCCCAUGCCGGGGCUAUCAAGGUCGAAACCCGAAAGUCAGAUCUAUUCAACGUCAAGCAACGAGACGACGAGACCCUCCGCGAGUUCGUGGCUCGAUUUCAAAUGGAGCGCAUGGACUUGCCACCAGUUACGGACGAUUGGGCCGUUCAGGCUUUCACCCAAGGGCUCAAUUCGAGGAGCUCGAUCACCUCAAUGGAACUGAAACAAAACUUGAUAGAGUACCCGGCAAUCGCCUGGGCUGAUGUGCAUAACAGAUAUCAGUCGAAAAUAAGAGUCGAAGACGAUAAGAUUUUGAGGGCCGCUUCAGUGUCGUGGCAUUCUAGUAAAGGAACUGAUCGUACAAGGAGAGUGGUGGAUCGAGAUUCCAGAUCGUCCUAUGACAGGUACCAGCCGUAUCCGCUCGAUCGAAGAGGAAAUGGGCGUAACACUGAAUCGGGCAAAAUUGAUAGGAGAAAUGACCGAAGGAGCGACCGAGGUCCAAACAACCGUGGGUUGGUAAACAAAAACGCUGUCGAAAGAAUUUCGGGGAACAGAGAGAUUCCAAGGUUAUCCGAGUACAACUUUUGCGUCGAUGUAGCAACUUUAGCGGCGGCCGUUAGCCGAAACAAAGAAACAAGGCAUCCGAGGCCCAUCCAAUCUGACCCGGAGAAGCGGGACAAAAGCCUUAUUUGCAAGUAUCAUCAUACUCACGGCCACCGGACCGAAGAUUGUCGACAGCUGAGGGAGGAGGUGGCCCGUCUGUUCAAUUUGGGGCAUCUUCGAGAAUUCUUGAGUGAACGAGCGAAAACCCAUUUUAAAAACUUGGAUUCCAACAAGCCGGAUAGACCGGAAGAGCCUCAUCAGGUGAUACACAUGAUCAUGGGUGGAACCGACGUGCCCAUGGGACCAGUGAUGAAGCGCACGAAGAUCUCCAUAACGAGGGAAAAGCGUGUCCGAAGCGAUGAUCCCGAUGGUGCCAUCACGUUCGAUGACGAGGACAUGGAAGGCAUUGCCCAACCACAUAAUGACGCACUGGUAAUCUCUAUCCUUGUCAAUAAUGUUAGAAUUAAACGUGUGCUGAUUGAUCCAGGUAGCUCGGCUAAUAUCAUCCGAUGGAGAGUCAUCGAACAGCUGGGGCUACUAGAUCAGAUCGUGCCUGCCAUACGAGUCCUCAAUGGAUUCAACAUGGCAUGCGAAACGACCAAAGGCGAGAUCACUCUACCAAUCAGCAUGGCGGGAAUUACGCGACAGACGAAAUUUUAUGUGACGAGAAGGUGA